CAACUGAUCUCAUCUGGAGAUAGUGUGUUUUCUCAUAUUCACCAACUUCAACCAAGUUAACAGGCAUAUUUCUCGCAACAUCGAUUUACACUCAUCAUGGCGACCAAAGCUAUAUCGGCUAAGAAGCAGCAAGAACUGCAAACAACAUAUUCAAACUAUAAGAACACGCUGCAACAACUAGCCCAAAAAAUCGGCGAUGUUGAGCAGGAAGCUGAAGAACAUAAGCUUGUUCUCGAUACCUUAGAGCCGCUCCCGGGGGAUCGCAAGUGCUUCCGCAUGAUCAACGGCGUCCUGGUGGAGCGGACAGUCAAGGACGUAAUCCCCGCUUUGAGGACCAAUGCUGAAGGAUUGAAGAAAGUGCUUGACGAUUUGGUCAAGCAAUACAAGAUCAAGCAGGAUGAUCUAGAAAAGUGGAAGAAAAAGAACAACAUUCAAGUUGUCCAGUCCUGAGACAACCUCAACGCUGCGCCUGGCGAGAGUGGAUGCGGAAAAUGGCGUUAGGGCUACGGUACAUUUGGGGGUACGCUUUCGAAGGCUCAGAGAACAUCUCAGCAUCGAUGCCUCAAAGGUGUUGGCAUUAGGACAGCACGGCCGCUGUUUGAUAUGCCU
Annulohypoxylon truncatum is the source of this 609-nucleotide messenger RNA. Its product is annotated as Prefoldin beta-like protein. Gene Ontology annotation, biological process: protein folding. Lineage: Eukaryota; Fungi; Ascomycota; Sordariomycetes; Xylariales; Hypoxylaceae. Gene Ontology annotation, cellular component: prefoldin complex; cytoplasm. The coding region runs from base 97 to 450 and encodes 117 amino acids. The transcript has 5 exons. The record is from RefSeq and is a predicted model, not a curated record. Gene Ontology annotation, molecular function: protein folding chaperone.